UUAACCCUCGAUACCAAGGUGCCCUUUAUUGUACCUUUGAAGUUUGAACCCUUUCACGAUACAUCUUUGCAGCAACUUCCAAUGCUCUCGCUCGCGAGAAAAGCUCGGGGCCUCAGUCAACUCCAAUUUACCGCCUUCCAACUCCGAUCUGCCCGAACCGAUGCCGAUUCUGGCCCAAGGCGCCGGCGGUCCAAAUUCUCGCCAUCGUCUAUGCUGAGAAAGACUGACGAUAAGUCCGAUUGGUGGGUGGUGGACGGCGAAAUGCACGAGAUAGGAGAGAACGUGCCUCCCAGAGAGCGGUUUGUGAUUCCAAGAGAUAAUAUUCCCAACAAGAGACGCAAACAGCUCCGCGAACAGUUCAUGCGUCGCACGCGCCUCGUUCUGAAAGAAUCUGAGCAUGAACCUUGGUGCAAAAGAUAUAUGGAACUAUAUAAUGAGAUGAGGGAGAACUGGGAGAGGUUGUACUGGGAUGAGGGUUAUUCCAAGAAGCUCGCUCAAGAUCAUGCAAAUUACGAGUCUGCUGAAGAUGAUGAUGAAGAUUUUAAUCCAUAUAGGAAAAGGCAACCCCAAGUUGAGCAAAUGAAGGAUCAAGGCGUGGGGAGAAACAGGAGAGAUGAUACCUGGGAAAAGGUUGGCCAAAUCCGUGAUAAAUUUGAAUAUGACAGAGAGAGAAGAAUGAGAGAAAAAGCUUUUGCCCCUAUGAAUGGAGGAAAUGAUUUUGACACGAAUGAUUCAGUUUCAAGGAACAAGCCUUUUGACAUUCGGAGAUAUAUCUCUGGGAGUGAUAGUGAUUGAGAAACUGGCCAUAAUUAUUGGAAAACAUCCCAUAUGGAGCCCAAGCUGGUUGCUCGACUGACAUAAAAGGUGAAUAAUCAUCUUCUUUCUUGACCAAUGAUUCCAUCUCUCUCUUCUUCUUCAUCAGAAUUGAUUUCUAGUGUUUCUUCAUCUUCGUCAUAGGGCACCAGUGUUUCAGUUGAUUCAUCUUCUAGUUCAUGCACUUUUGUUUCUUUAACGUUUGAUGAUACAUUUGUUUGCUCGGCUUGGCUUGGCUUGGCUUUUCACCUCUUCCACUGGAGCGACAUCUACCUGUACAAAUAUAUGUUGUAACUGAAGAUUCGUACAUGAUAUCUGAACAAGAAUAAAGAUAUUACUAGAUAGUAUUAAAGAAGAAAGAGAUUAAAUUUUGUUUGUUAUGCUACAUGCACCAAGUAUUUAAACUAGAAUGAUAAAAUGAACAUUUUAACUUGUUA
Olea europaea var. sylvestris is the source of this 1250-nucleotide messenger RNA. RefSeq lists its product as uncharacterized. The transcript has 6 exons. Bases 82 to 795 code for a protein of 237 amino acids. NCBI's taxonomy places the organism in Eukaryota, Viridiplantae, Streptophyta, Magnoliopsida, Lamiales, Oleaceae. The record is from RefSeq and is a predicted model, not a curated record.